AUGUAAAACAGCUACCUCACAUAAUUGGAUUAAAUCUAAGAGCAAGUGAUCCAAAUGGCCUAUCAGUAACCACAGGAAGGUCAAUGGAAUAAGGAACAUGAUAAAAAUGAUUUCAUCAUUUAUUCUAAAUUAAAUCAAGUUGGACUCAAGAUGACCAGAACUGAGCUUAAAUUGAAUGUAGAUCCAAAGAAGGCUAUGGAUGUUAUUUUUGAUAUGACUAAAAGAGCUGAAUUUGAUGAAAACUUCUUGGAAGGCAAAAUUGUAGAAAAAAUAGAUUAAAAUAAUGUUAUUUAUUAUGGAGCUGGUAAAUCUCCCAUCGUCUUAAUCGAUCCAAGAGACAUGGUUGCUCUAACAAGAAGAACCAUACUGAAAGAUGGAACUCACCUUGUUGUUUCUAAAUCUGUCUAAUUGGAUUCUGUUCCAAAUAAGAAAAAAUAUACGCGUUGUGAAAUUAUUAUUUCUGGAUUCUUGAUUAAGGAGAUCUCUCCAGGAACUUGUCAAGUAGUGAUUAUUGCCAAUGUUGAUCCUAAAGGUAGCAUUCCAAAGAUGUUAAUCAACUCGGGAGUCUCUAUGCAAGCUGAUGCUGUAAAGAAGUUGAUGGAGAAAAUGAGAUAAAGAACUCUGAUGGAAUGAAUUUAAUAUUUACAUUUAUCAAUAUUAAAAUUGAUGUAUUCAAAAUUAAA
Molecule: messenger RNA, 683 nt
Organism: Paramecium tetraurelia
Lineage: Eukaryota; Ciliophora; Oligohymenophorea; Peniculida; Parameciidae
Exons: 4
Molecular function (GO): lipid binding
Source: RefSeq, a predicted model, not a curated record